Funneliformis geosporum is the source of this 452-nucleotide messenger RNA. NCBI's taxonomy places the organism in Eukaryota, Fungi, Glomeromycota, Glomeromycetes, Glomerales, Glomeraceae. The record is from the annotation of a GenBank genome assembly.
GAUACGGUAAAAUGAUUGCCCAAAUUAUCCGGCAAAAAAUUAAUGAGUUUAAGGUGGAGAUUGCUAAGUUAGGUGAGAAAAUAAAUACAAAGUUGGCUCGGUUAGAAAAUGGCGAAGUUACUAGUGAUACGGAAGUGAGAGGUAUUGAAGAAGAAAUUAGCGAAGAAGUUAGUCAAGAAGUGGCUAAUGUGGAAGUGAAUAAUCUACUGAUUCAAGCCCAAAACUUAUUAAAUGGUGCAGCUGAUAAGUUAAAAAGUCAAUUAAAAGAGAAGAAUGAAGUAGAACAAGCCCUUAGAAAAUUAGAAAUUGGUUCUCAAAAUACUAAUCAACCAACUAAAUCAGGUUUUUCCCGUCCUGAAGUAAUUAUUCCGGUUUGUUUAGGUCUUUUUAUGAUAGUAGUAGUUGCUGCUCUAAUAAUUAGAAAUAAGAAAGUUAGCCGAGGCAAAAAAUAG